Messenger RNA from Pyricularia pennisetigena, 1323 nucleotides. RefSeq lists its product as uncharacterized. Gene Ontology annotation, molecular function: mRNA binding; RNA 7-methylguanosine cap binding. The record is from RefSeq and is a predicted model, not a curated record. The coding region runs from base 1 to 1323 and encodes 440 amino acids. The transcript is spliced from 3 exons. NCBI's taxonomy places the organism in Eukaryota, Fungi, Ascomycota, Sordariomycetes, Magnaporthales, Pyriculariaceae. Gene Ontology annotation, cellular component: nucleus; cytosol.
AUGGACGACUUCGACAUCGAGAUGGGGGACGUCGAGACGUUCCCGACUAGUGCCUACGAUGCAGACGAUAUCCUUCAGGUCGACGAUGAUAUCCUCUCCGCCGACGAUGCACAGGAACCUGGAGAGGUAGACGAGUCGCCGAAUGCGGCUACCCAGGGGGCAGAUGACAACACAGUGAUCCCGACCAAGGUACACCUACGCGGGUUGGAUACUAUGUCUCCAGAAGACAUCAAGUCUUACUUUAAUCAACACGCCGGUGGCAUGCGAUACGACCGCGUGGAAUGGAUCGAUGACACGUCAGCAAACCUCCUCUUCAGCUCAGAGUCGGCUGCGGCAGAAGCGCUGGUUUUUUUGUCUGCCAUAGAAAUCACAAACCCUUCAGCACUGCCACCGCGCGAGCUGCUGUCUGCCAAGCCGUACACCGCCAAGCCCGACGUGGUAUUGCAGGUGCGCUUCGCGGUGGCAUCGGAUCGCAAAGUGGCAGGUGCUGCGGCGCGAAGUCGGUUCUACCUCCUGAACCCGGAGUACGAACGGCCCGAGCGCAACCAGCGCAGGGGCGGACAUCGGGGAGGGAACAGGUACCGCGAUCGUGACGACUACGACCGGCGCUACUACCAUCGGAACGGCGGCGGCAGGCAUGAUGAGCGAUACGAGUACGAUGACGAGGACGCGGCGCCGUUCGACGUCAACCUGUACGACGACGACGAAUCCUCUUUGGCGAAGCGCAAGCCGAGGGCGAGAAGAUCACGCUCGCGGUCACGCUCGAGGCCGCGAUCGGGCGGUUCGGGAUCGGACGGCAGCAGGCGGCCUGACAACAGCGGCAAGGAGCUUUUCCCGGACCUCGGCAAAAAGAAGGAGCGGCGCGGCGGUGUACGGAAUCGUUCGGCCUCGCCCGCGCGUAGCGAUCGCGAUGGCGACGUCAGCAUGGACGGCGAACGCACAAGGUCCUCGGCGGUCCGGAACCGGGACAAAGCUCACCAGAUAAAGGAGCUCUUCCCCAACAAGCUUACCUCAGGUGGCAAGGUGGCGCAGAUGGACCAGGUCGAUAAGGUCGACAGUGUCAGCAAGCGCCUCAGCGAUCGAAUUACGACACGACCUCAACCAGUGACAGGCGGUACAACAGGGAGCGGCGAUACGCUCAACAUUCGCGGCAUUUCGAGAUCACAGGGCGGCGAUGCUGGGACGGGGAUAUCCAUAAAAGGUCGGGCUACGGCUAAGGAGCUGUUUCCCGAAAAGUUGGGCAAUGCUGGAAAGGAGCUGUUUGCAGACAAACUAGAAGGCCGAGGUCGUCCCAGAAGAAAGGCAGAGGACUCGUUUUAUUGA